AUGCAGCGCGUUUCUGCUUUCCUGCCCUCGUGGGAGAAGAGAAACUCUGGCGGUUCCAGGAGUGGCAGCGUGUUUGGCUGGCCCAACAGGUCGUCACAGCCUCCGCCCCCCAAUGGCCUGUCCAAGAUCAACACCGACGCCGCCAAUAUGCAGGUCAAGCGGGUUCAGCGGGAAGCUUUUUGGCCCGCGACGCUCGACCUUGAGAGCGACAAAGCAGCUCGCAUCCUCAAAUCCUUUUGCGUGGACGGCUACUUCGCCCCUAUCGACGACGUACCGGUGUCUCCGUCUUCCACCUCGACGGGCGUCAGGACCCUGGAUCAAGUUCCCAAGAAGAUACCAAAGCGAAUAAUACAGAAUGCAGCCGCCAUUGCCGUCUUUACGUGUAUGCGCAGUGGCUUGUGGAUGACCGGCUCGGGUGGCUCAGGUAUCCUGAUUGCUAGAAAGUCGGACGGCACUUGGUCUCCGCCUUCAGGCAUCAUGCUUCACACUCCAACCCUUAGCUUCAUCAUUGGAGUCGACGUCUACGACUGCGUCCUUGUCAUUACCAGUCUUUCUGCGCUUGAAUCUGUCUCCAGACCGCGAGUGACGCUUGGCGAGGAUGUCGAGCUUCGGACAGGAGAGACCGUCUCAAUUGGCUCUGAUGAGGCUGAUGUCAAUUGGAGAGACCUGGGCAACACCGUGCUGACAUACAUGAAAGCCCGAGGCCAGCAGCAAUCAGUCAACCUAUACGGGUGCAUGCUGUCCGAGCGCAGCAACGAAAACGACCGCUUCUACGGCUCCACUGACAUCACUCAUAUGGACAUCCUUGCUGGAAAUGUCGCUCGAGGUGUCGAAGAGACUACUUCUUUGAACGAAGUUCUCAAAAUGGCCGAGGGAAGAACUGACUACGACAACGCUGUCAUCACCAGGGUUUCUGCGGAGCCUGCGCCGAGUGACGCUUUGAUCACUACAAGUCCUCCCAAAUCGGCGGAUGAUCCGGACCCCUUUGGAGUCCUGGCGCUGGAAAUGGCGGGCCUUGAGAUCCGUGAGGCCGGCUCUCGUAUUCGACCGACAAGUAGCUUGUUCGACAUGAACCAGGCUCCCAUGAGCCCAACUGUUGCAUCCAAGUUUAGCCGGCAGAGCAUGGACACCUUUGUGACAGAUGCCGGCACCCAGACUGACGUGGGCAACACACCGGCAACAUCUCCUAGCCCGGGCCCUAGCGACAGCAACGGCCGGGCUUCCCCAGCUUAUAUCGAGUCUGUAAAGGAAGAGGAGGAGGAAGAUGACGAAGCAGAGAGGGCAAGAAAGGAGGAAGAAGACGACGAAGACGAGGACGAAGACGAGGAGGAGGAGGAGGAGCCGGUGUUGGCAAAGGCAGUCGCCCACAGGCUCUCCAAAGACGUGUCCGCCGGUGUCGACUCUGCGGACGAAGCAGAGCUAAGCGAUGAUGAUGCCAUUUCCCUCUCAGAAAGCCUUCGCCGUGAAGAGGAUGAGAUGAGCCACGACGAAUCAAGCGAAGAAGAAGGGCUCUAUGAGCAUGAGGAAGAUGAUAGCGAUGACGACAUGCAUGAUGCAAAUGAGGACGAUGACAUUGAAGAAGAAGAACCCGUGGUCUUUGAGGUCGCCGCAGUGCAGCGAACUAGCACGCAGGCCCUCUCCUCUCGCAUGAUCCAAGCUCGGGGCAACGUUGUGACGAUCGCCAAGAGAGUGCCCCCACCUCUGCCAACACGCAGCCCUGCCAGGAUGUCCCACAUUGCCAACAAGGACGCUACUGGCGAGGAGCUAAAUCUGCAGAGCCCCCUGAGCCAGACAUUCAGCAGCGAUGGCGAUAUGGACGGCCAAGAAGCCGAUGCCGACAAGAUCGACGCCGUGGCAGCGACGGAGCAGACAGAGCAAGAGGCUGAGCACUCCGAAAGCGAUGAGAGCGAUGCCGCGGAAGAGCCCCAGCACAAAGCCCCGGCUUCAGAGGGGAACGUUCCCAGCUCCGACGAGUCUAGUGCCGAUGAGUCCGACUUGGAGGAGCGCAAGCAAGACGAUGUUCUGUUGAACGAACCCCACAACGAACAGAUUGACAACUCAGAUGCGGCAUCAAGCAAGAAGAAGCACACCUCAUCCAUCUACACUGGCGUGACCGAGGACCGUUGGAGCGACAACGGAUCCUCAGUCACCACACCCACCUCUGAGCAGAGAUUCUCUCUGAUGAUGGAGGAGAAGAUUGUUGAUGAGACCCCCAAGAAAACGAUUCAAGAAGCAAAGGAAGUUGAUGAUUCUCCCUCUGCGCCCACCGAAACUGCCCACAGCCCGGCUGUGACGGUAGCCAACUAA
Molecule: messenger RNA, 2307 nt
Organism: Trichoderma breve
Lineage: Eukaryota; Fungi; Ascomycota; Sordariomycetes; Hypocreales; Hypocreaceae
Product: las17-binding protein actin regulator domain-containing protein
Exons: 4
Coding region: 1-2307 (768 amino acids)
Molecular function (GO): phosphatidylinositol binding
Source: RefSeq, a predicted model, not a curated record